Messenger RNA from Glycine soja, 1188 nucleotides. Its product is annotated as protein NETWORKED 1C-like. The coding region runs from base 451 to 873 and encodes 140 amino acids. Lineage: Eukaryota; Viridiplantae; Streptophyta; Magnoliopsida; Fabales; Fabaceae. Gene Ontology annotation, molecular function: actin filament binding. The transcript has 2 exons. The record is from RefSeq and is a predicted model, not a curated record. Gene Ontology annotation, cellular component: plasma membrane.
UCAAAAACUCGAUGAGUGAGCAAGUAAAGCUGAAGUUGAAGUUCAAGCCUUGAAGGAAGCCCAAAUCAAAUUACAGGCUGAAAGUGAAGCUAGUCUUCUUCAGUACCAGGAAUGCUUGGAGCAAAUAUCUAAUCUGGAGAAAAAUAUUUCUUCUUUGCAAAAGGAAGCAGGAGAACUUAAUGAACGAGCUACUAAAGUUGAAACUGAGACUGAGUCCCUAAAGCAGGAACUUGCUAGAGUAGAAGCUGAAAAGGAAGCUACCCUUGUUCAAUAUAACCAGUGCUUGGAGACAAUAUCAAAACUGGAGGAGAGAAUAAAAGAAGUUGAGGAGAAUGCAAGAAGAUUAAGGAGCAUGCCGAUAUAGUAGAAAAGGAAAUCGAAGCUUUGGAAUUACAAGUUACUAAACUUAAUGAAGAAAAGGAAGAUGCUGCUCUCCACUAUCAGCAAUGCAUGGAGAUAAUUUCCAGUUUGGAGUAUAAGCUCUCUUGUGCUGAAGAGGAGGUGCAUAGGCUAAAUUCCAAGAUAAUUGAUGGGGUUGAAAAGUUACAGAGUUCAGAACAGAAAUGUCUUCUCUUGGAGACAUCAAAUCACACUCUACAGUCAGAAUUACAAUCUUUGGCACAAAAAGUGGGGUCUCAAAGUGAAGAACUUAAUGAGAAGCAGCAGGAAUUGGGUAGACUUUGGGCUUGCAUACAAGAGGAGAGACUGCGAUUCAUUGAGGUUGAAACUGCUUUCCAAACUCUUCAGCAGUUGCAUUCUCAGUCUCAGGAAGAGCUUAGAUCUCUUGCUUCUGAACUUAACAGUAAAGUGGAAAUAAUGGGGAAUGUGGAAUCUCGUAAGCAGGCUUUAGAGGAUGAAGUACACAGGGGUUGACCUUUGCCAUCAGGCAUAUGAUGAUGAUGACUAUGAAGGAAGUUUUUGUGACAACCCUUUGCUGGAGAAGACUUCAAAUGAAUCAAAUUUAGCAAGCAUAGAUAGCCAUAGAAAGUGAUUUCCUUUUCGGUUUGGUCGUGUUGGAAAUCGGCAAAAGAUUGUGAUUUUGGUAUGGGGAACGAAUGUUUCUUAUGUAGUUUUGAUUUUUACACUAUCAUUUUCACCUUGAUUUUUUCAAUUGUCUAAUAAUUUGCUUUACAAUGUAUUUCCUUUGUGUAUAAUGACUCGUGAUUUUCCAGGUUACUUUGCUAGUUU